This is a messenger RNA of Frankliniella occidentalis (western flower thrips), 1235 nucleotides long. It is a transcript of the gene ix, whose product is annotated as mediator of RNA polymerase II transcription subunit 29. Gene Ontology annotation, biological process: regulation of transcription by RNA polymerase II. Gene Ontology annotation, molecular function: transcription coregulator activity; transcription factor binding. The coding region runs from base 1 to 681 and encodes 226 amino acids. The record is from RefSeq and is a predicted model, not a curated record. NCBI's taxonomy places the organism in Eukaryota, Metazoa, Arthropoda, Insecta, Thysanoptera, Thripidae. Gene Ontology annotation, cellular component: mediator complex. The transcript has 4 exons.
AUGAACGUGCCCCCUCAAGGGCAAGUAGGAAUGCAACAGGGGCCUCAGCAGCAGCCCCAACUGGGCCAACAGCAGCCGGGCCAGCAACAACAGCAAGCUUCCCAGCAAAAUCAGCAACAACAGGCUCAACAACAGCAGGCUCCUCAACAAUCGCAACAGAAUCAACAACAACCAGGUCAGCCAUCCAGUCAACAAUCGCAGCCUGGAACGCCUGGAUCACAAGCACAACAGCUUCAACAGCAGCAACAGCAGCAGACUCAGGAGAAGCUCGACAACAUUUCUAAAGUCAAAUCUCUGAUAGGACCUUUGAAAGACCACUUGGCUGUUGCUCUUAAAAGUGCUGCUCAUCUUCUUCAUUACAAUACCAUGGUGGACAAUGGUUCAUCGAAAGGAUUGGAUGUUGUUCCUCCCCGCCUUGAUGUAAGCCUGGAGGCAUUUUAUAGUACCUGUGACCAAAUUGAGCUACACCUUAAAACAGCUAUUGAAUGCUUGAAUCAAGGAGCCAGCAGUCAACGUUAUCUUCCACUUAACGUUCUACCCACAAGAACUGAACAUCAGCCUGGCCAAGAGGGUCUCCUGUAUCCACAGUACUUAGCAACUGUUAAAGCUCAGAUUCAAUUUGCUAAACAGAUGCAUGACAUCUUAAUAAUGGCUGUUCAGAAUUUAAAUGCCGUAGAAUGAGAACGCUAUACAUUUUUUACUACAUCUCUGUGAUACUGUAAUUAUUAGGAAGUGGUUAAGGUAAGUAAUUGUGUAUAGGUCUUUGUAAAAGGUGUUUAAUGAAUGUCAGGUAUCAGGCUUUUGCUUCAAAAUGAGCACAAAAAUAGAUCAUACAAAUUGUACAAAAAAAACUUUUAUAUAUACAGGAACAACAUUAUAUCACAAUAUGAAUUUUAACAAUUUUUAAAAUCCAUAUAAUAUGUUUUCAAAUGGAUUUGAGGGUUUAAGGAUUUUUGUCAAAGUGUUGUGUCUGUCCGUCUACAGUUUACUAUAGUUAGUUAGUUUUAAUUACCAACUAAGUAAUGGUUUAAGAAUUUGGUCAUGAACACUAACCAAGUGUAUGCCAUCUUAACCAUUAUCACGGAUUGCAAUUUGUCUUAUUUUGCUAAAAUAGUCAAAGUUCCUGUCACAAUUGUCAAUAUCAUAUACAAAGGCAAAGGAAUUCAAAGUACUGUAGUAUGAGUCCCUGGUUGCACUGCUAAACUAAAUAAGAAUAUAUCAAUAACAUUAAACAA